This is a messenger RNA of Struthio camelus australis, 3027 nucleotides long. RefSeq names its product signaling receptor and transporter of retinol STRA6 (gene STRA6). Gene Ontology annotation, biological process: vitamin A import into cell. Gene Ontology annotation, molecular function: retinol transmembrane transporter activity; signaling receptor activity. NCBI's taxonomy places the organism in Eukaryota, Metazoa, Chordata, Aves, Struthioniformes, Struthionidae. Gene Ontology annotation, cellular component: plasma membrane. The record is from RefSeq and is a predicted model, not a curated record.
UAAAGUCUUGGCUCGCCUCCCCGUUUCUGCAUUUCCAAGGGCCCACCUGAACGCGGGGGCCGCCUUUGCGGGGCUGUGGGGGGUUUCCCCCCUCUAACCCUGAAGGGCAAGGAGCUUUCUGCCUCCAAUUUUCUCUUCCGCUCUCUCUCUCUCUGCCCGGUGGAGGUAGGAAGAGGUAGUUCAUGGCAGCCAACGGCUCUCUGGACGCACACGGCUCCCUGCUGGAUAAUGGCUUUGCCGGCCCCGACGACCUCGUUUCGGACUGGUACAUCUACGAAACCAUGGAGCCGGCCGUGCCGCAGGACGAUAUGUUUCCCAGUGUUAUCCCAGACUGCGACCCCACCAUUUCUCCCAGACUUUAUCACACCUGUAUGGCACCCAUCUCCCUGGCUGUGCUCAUUGGCUUGUCCCUGCUGGUGAAACGCAAGCGUCUCCACCCGAGCUGCUGGAAUGGCGUCCCUGGACUGCUGAGCCCAGCCAAUUUUCUGGAGGAGGAGGGAAACCAAGGGCUGGUGGCCGCGGUGUUUGGCAUCCUCUUCUCCUCCCUCUGUGUGCUGGUGCUGGACAGUGACCCCCUGCCUCUCAUCUCUGACUCAUCCCGGCGCAACCAUGAGUACUGGAAGAUCCUGGCUUUGCUCUAUUACCCUGCCUUCUACUACCCCCUGGUUGCCUGUGCCACCGUCAGGCACAGAGCCAGCUACCUCGUGGGCUGCCUGCUCUCCUGGUGCCACUGCGUGGUCCAUAUCUGGCAGAAGGUGGAUUGUCCACAGUCGCCUAAGAUAUACAGGUAUUACUCCGUGCUCUCUUACCUCCCUAUUAUCUUCUGUCUCGUGAUCUUAAGUCUUUGGUAUCCAGCCCUGCUGAUCCGGAGCUUCAUGGGGCAGGAGGAGUCCUUGGAGAAGGAGGUUACAGGGAGAGGCUAUUAUAAGAAGUACCUCAAGUCUAUCCUGUCCAAACGAUCUCAGAAGGACAGCUCCACGAAGAUAGAAAAGAGCUGCUUGUCAAGGGUCCGGACGUAUUUGUGCUCCUAUGUCUAUGCUCCCCAAGAAGGUUUCCGGAUCCCGCUGAAGCUCGUCCUGUCCAUAACCACGUCUGUGAUCGCUGUGUACCAGGUAGCCCUGCUGCUCCUCGUGGCCGUCGUUCCCACUAUUCAGAUCGUGCGGGCGGGAAUGACGAAGGACGUGGUCGUGCUGCUGGUCCAGUUUGGCCUGGUGCCCUCGGAGAACCCCGGCGGCGUCCCGGGUGACAUGGAGAUGGAGCUCAACACUGUCAAGUACUACCUGUGGUCGGUGGAAGUAUGUUACAUCUGCUCCUUGGUGCUCUGCUGCCUGCUGACGUUUGCCAUGUUGAUGAGGACCCUGGUGAUGCACAGGAACAACCUGAAGGCUUUGUACCAAGGGGCUGUGCUGGAUGUUUUCUACAAAGCCCACAUCCUGCGCCCUUCCCGACGAGCCGUCGUCUGCUGGAUGAGCUUCGCCAGCUUCCAGACUGCUUUUGCCUGCCUGGGUCUCCUCAUCCAGCAAGUGAUUUUCUUCAUCUGCUCGGUGGCUUUUACCUUCUUCUUUGUCAUCCCACUCCAAUCUGGCACGAACAUGUACCUCUUCAAAAUCCUUCAGAACAUGUGGCCCUUUUGGCUGACCCUGGUCAUUGCUGUGAUCGUGCAAAAUCUGGCAGCUCACUACCAAUUCCUGGAGCAGCAUCCCCUACGGAAGGAGCUGACCAACAGAAGAGCCCUCUAUAUAGUCACCUACUUGCUCUUCCCCAUCAAUGUUCUGGUGGGUGUCCUGGCUGGGGUCUGGAGGAUGGUCAUAUCUGCCCUUUAUAACGCCAUCCACUUCUGCCAGCUGGAUGUCAGCCUCCUGAACCGCAGCGUUGAGACCCUCGACCCAGGCUACCACACUUACUGCCACUAUCUGAAAAUCGAGGUCAGCCAGUCGCACCCGGUGAUGAAAGCCUUUUGCUUGCUGCUCCUGCAAUUACCGAGGCCUGAGGGGCAGCCAGGGCUCAGGCCCAGCAACGUGGAAGAAGGCAUCCAGCUGAUGCAGACCACGAAGGCACCGUCAAGCGGAGCCAAGUUCAAGCAGAGCCGAGCCCGGUGGUGGCUGGCCUACACGCUGCUCAACAACCCAUCGCUGAUGGCCUGCCGGAAAACAGCCCUCUCUGACCCCACGGCCAAUGGGACCCAGCUCAGUUCCCCCAAACCCUGACUGCCAGAGAAGCCCCUUGCCUUUCCUCUGCCUCCUACGUGCUCUCUUGUCCUGUCCCCGUCUCCCAUUGACUCUCCUCCUGCGCUGGCAGGAGUUUAGGACAUCUCCUCAGCCUCCUGCCCUUGCCAGCACUCACUGGGGUGGUUUUUAGCUCUAGAUCCACGCUGAGCCGCUCCCAGGAAUGAGGAGGUGAUGACGUAGCCAUGGCAAAUGGGUCACCUCCAGACCUUACUGGGGAACGGAGAGGUUGAUGAGCCAAGCUAAACAUUUCAGGAGCCUUUUAGGAAUCACUUCUGAAAUGAGCCCACCAGUUCUCAACAGUUGCCUGUUCUCUGUGUGGCAUGGCAGGCACUGAGUCUCCAACCCCAGGGCCUGAAAAGACAAUAAGGAAAGAGAGGUGGGGUGUGUGUUUUUGUGUGCGUGGAGGGAUCCCUAACCAAACUGAGCACGAGGAGCUACCUAUGUCCCCAGCAUUCCCUAGAGCCUCCCCUGUAAGGUUUGAUCCUGGCUCUCCUUGGGCACCGAAUGUAGCCCCAGGACUUUUUCCAGGUUUGAGAAGGCUGAAAUCUUGGUCUCUGCCUGCUCUGCUCUGUGCUGUGAGUUUGCAGAGCCAUUUGUUUUCAUCUCCCCGUAACUUUAGUUCUGUAGUUUGCUCUAAACUGGGAUGUUUCCUCCUCUCACCUCCCUGUGCCUCUUAUUGCCACCCCCGAUUUUGUUUAAAGCGAGAGGUUCCCCAGGACCAGCAAGCCUCUGAGUGAGCUGAGCUAGAACCAGUAGAACAGUUUUUAAACCUCACUUGGAUAUGCCAAGUUGGGGAAGA